UUAUGUAGUUUGGAUAAAUUGAUUAGUACAGAAGAUCUUUGAUUACAGUAAGAGAAGGGUUUCUCUCUACAUGGGGACCAUGGAUCCAUGCCCUGCAGGAGUUAACUAACUAACUCCAGAAGAUGGCAGUAGUUCAGCCUUGAGGAUGCAAGCUGACGUUAAAACCCAAAGAAGAAGACAUUCGCUCUAGCUCGUCGCGCAUACUGACAGUGGGUAGAGGCGUUAUCGCAGACAGCUGAAUCCCCCCCUAUUCCCUCCCAGCAUGGCUGCAGACUCAAUGGAGAUUGACGACUCUCUUUACAGCCGCCAGCGAUAUGUGUUGGGAGACAGUGCUAUGCACCAGAUGGCCCAGUCCUCAGUCUUUCUCAGUGGAAUGGGAGGACUGGGAAUUGAAAUGGCAAAGAAUAUUGUCCUGGCUGGUGUGAAGGCAGUCACCCUUCAUGACACAAAGCAGUGUGAAACCUGGGAUCUGGGCUCCAACUUCUUUAUCCGCCAAGAGGAUGUGUUGAGCCAGAGAAGAAGAGUGGAGGCAGUGUGCCCUCGGGUCGCAGAGUUGAACCCUUAUGUCCAUGUAGACAUGUCUUCCUCUGCUCUGGCCGACAACACUGAUCUCAGCUUUCUUGGAAAGUAUCAGUGUGUGAUUUUGACGGAAGCCAGAUUGAGCCUACAGAAGAGAGUGAAUGAGUUCUGCCACUCACAACGACCCCCCAUCAGAUUUAUUGGCUGUGAUGCUUAUGGCAUCUGUGUGCGGGUGUUUUGUGAUUUUGGAGAGGAGUUUGAAGUGUCAGAUCCUACAGGGGAGGAGCCCAAGGAGAUUUUCAUCCAAAGUAUCACUCAGGACAAUCCUGGGGUGGUAACCUGCAUGGACAACCAACCCCAUGGCCUACAGACAGGCCAGAGUGUUGUUUUCAGAGAGGUCAAUGGCAUGGUGGAGGUCAACGGCACCACACAGCCAGUUUCAGUCCUUUCCCCUUACAGUUUUUCAAUAGGAGACACAUCCCAACUACAACCAUAUGCACAUGGAGGUUUCUUUGUUAUGGUGAAAACCCCCAAGACAUACAGAUUUGAGACAAUGGAGAGACAGUUGUGUGACCCUCAGGUCCUGACUCCAGACUUCAGUAAACCAGAGGCCCCACUACAGAUCCAUGCAGCCAUGUUGGCUCUAGACACCUUUCAGGAACAGCACAGUAGACUUCCCAACACUGGGUGUUUACAGGAUGCUGAGGUUUUACUAAAGCUAACUGAGGAAGUGAAUGCAACUCUCAGAAACAAAGCUCCUGUGAAUACUGAGUUGGUGCGCUGUCUGUCGAGAACAGCGAGGGGAACUCUUCCUCCGUUGGCAGCAGCUGUAGGAGGACUAGCCAGCCAGGAAGUUCUAAAGGCCAUCACAGGGAAGUUUGCACCACUGCAGCAAUGGUUUUAUCUUGAUGCCAUUGAGGUAGUCAGGCCACUUCAGUCUGUUUCUGCUGAGGACUUUUUCCCAAGGGGCGAUCGGUAUGAUGGAUUACGAGCUUGCAUCGGUGAAUCAAUGUGUGUAGAACUGCACAAGCUCAGGGUCUUCAUGGUGGGCUGUGGCGCCAUAGGCUGUGAAAUGCUAAAAAACUUUGCCCUGCUUGGAGUGGGAUUGGCCAAGAGCUCAGGAGAGGUAUGCAUCACAGACCCAGACCUUAUAGAAAAGUCCAACCUCAAUCGGCAGUUUCUCUUCAGACCACAUCACAUACAGAAACCGAAGAGUACCACCGCAGCAGAAGCCACUCACGAUAUCAACCCAGACCUGCAGGUAGAUGCUCACCUAAACAAGGUGUGUCCUGCUACUGAGAGCAUCUACAAUGACUCCUUCUACUCCCGCCUGAACCUAGUGGUCACCGCGCUGGAUAACGUGGAGGCACGGAGAUAUGUAGACAGCCGCUGUUUGUCCAAUCAGAGACCUCUCCUGGACUCUGGUACCAUGGGAACUAAAGGACACACAGAAAUCAUUGUGCCAAAUUUGACAGAGUCCUACAAUAGCCAUAGGGACCCCCCAGAAGAGGAGAUCCCAUUCUGCACGCUCAAGUCUUUCCCUUCUGUUAUAGAGCACACCAUUCAAUGGGCCAGAGACAAGUUUGAGAAUUUGUUUGUCCACAAGCCCUCUAUGUACAACUCGUUCUGGCAGACCCACUCCUCGGCUGAUGUGGUGCUACAGAGGAUGCAGGCGGGGGAAAGUCUGGAGGGAGCAUUCCAGGUCAUUAAGCUGCUAAGCAAACGCCCUAGCCAGUGGGAACAUUGCAUCACUAUUGCCCGUCUGAAAUUCGAAAAGUAUUUCAAGAGAAAGGCCCUACAACUGUUGCAUUCUUUCCCCCUGGACACAAGGUUAAAAGACGGAAGUUUGUUUUGGCAGUCCCCAAAAAGACCUCCAGCACCUUUUGAUUUUGACUUGAACGACUCUUUGCACUUCACUUUCAUUGUCAGCACUGCCCGGCUCUUUGCAGGGAUUUAUAACAUCUCUUACUCAGAAAAGGAUCUCUCUGAAGAGGCAGUGACAAGGGUUCUCUCAGAUGUCAAGAUCCCCGAGUACAGGCCCUCAGAGAAAUGUAUAGAGACCAAUGAGGCAGCAAAGAAGCCUGAUUCAAUGAAGAUGCCUCUAAGCAGUGAAGAGGAGAGGGAGGCCAUCGCACAGCUGGAGCAGGCCAUUGCUACUGACAGUGUUACAGCAGAGAGGUUACAGGUGAGUCCACUACAGUUUGAAAAGGAUGAUGACAGCAACGGCCACGUGGACUUUGUCACAUCAGCAUCUGCUCUCAGAGCUCGAAUGUAUGCCAUUGAGCCAGCUGACAGACUCAAGACCAAACGAAUCGCUGGCAAGAUCAUCCCCGCUAUUGCCACGGCAACAGCUGCUGUGGCUGGACUGGUUGCCCUCGAGUUGAUCAAGGUGGUUGGAGGCUACGAAUUUGAAUCUUUCAAAAACUGCUUCUUUAACUUGGCCAUCCCUGUAGUGGUGCUCACUGAGCCUGCCCCAGUUAAACAGUCACUCAUUAGGGACAACAUUUACUUCUCCAUCUGGGACUGUUGGACUAUCUUUGGCCAUGAGGACUUCACUCUCUCUGACUUCAUGAAUGCAGUGAGGGAAAAGUAUGGAAUUGAACCCACUAUGGUCGUCCACGGUGUGAAGAUGCUCUAUGUGCCUGUGAUGCCUGGACACUCAAAGAGACUCAAACUAACGAUGCAGAAGCUGAUCAAGCCAUCAGUGGACCGCCGCUACGUAGACCUCACUGUGUCAUUCGCUCCAGAGGCAGAUGGAGACGACGACCUCCCUGGUCCCCCCGUCAGGUACUUCUUCAGCCGCAAUGGAGAGACACCUUGACAACUUCCUAGAUGUCGUCCUCAAACCUCUUGUGUCCUUACUUCCCUUCUUUCAUGUCAAUUGUUGUACUCCAAUAACCUGGGCCAUGGCCAAGAGUUUUCUUCAGGAUGUUCUCUGACAAGGGCAAAGCUCCUGGCCCCCCCAACACCAGCCCCGCCUGUGCGUAAUGGAGCAAGACGAGGCCAGUCCUGGUCCCAAUUUUUCUUGCCCCAGAUCUAGCCAACACGAGGCUGCUUGAGUAGCACUUAACUGCACCUGUGUACAUAUAUUUUCUCGGUUCUGUUUUCUACUCUGGUGAAAUGCACAGCUCUGCCUGUGUCAAUGCCUUAAUUGUUUAAAAACCAUUUUCUGUUUGUGGCAGUGAGUCUGACUAAAAACUGUUUAAAGAAACCUGCAUACUCUUAACACACAACCCCGUUAGUCUAAUUUCUGUUUUAAGUCUGCUAAGCCCUAAGGGGGAUGGUGGUAGGACUGUCGGGGCGGUGAAGUGGAUUUGUAGUUGGUAAGAAUCACACCUUCUCCUUCCUCAGAGUCCUCUCAUUGGCUUUGCAAUUAUUGCCAACCACAGAAUUAGCCAGAUGUUGGCCAUCUCCCUUUUAUAGAAACAUGUCAAGCCAAUAUUGUUGUAUAAUUUAGAGGUGCAAAAGGUCAGUGGACAAUGGCGAAACCACCAAAGAUACUGAUUAUCAUUGUGUCUGCAGAUGAUUGUUCUCUUUUAUGAUCACCUUGACUGCCUCAUAAACACACAUUGAUAUUAUGGGCAAUAAUUAUUACCCAAACAUUAUAGCGCAACACACACUGGCAGCAUCUUGACUUGCUUCAUCAGUUUGAUGCACGUCAAUAUUUUGGAAUAUGUCACUGUCCUAUUGACGAGCAUCAACUCUUCAGAUGAGCAGCAAUUUUAUUACAUUGCUCCCCAGUCAAUUGACAUGCAUCAAAUAAAACAGCAGACGUAGCUGCUAGUCUUACCUAUCAUGUUAAAUACUUAGGUGAUGACAGCAUUGACAUCAGUUAAAACCUUUGAGUAAACAAUAGGUUCUUUAGAUUAAGUAAUGGCGUGAGUUCAAUGGCCGUUUCACACAGAAAAAGCCAUUCUUUUGACAGACAUGAAACCUCUGUACCACCAUCUGGGAUCGCACUCCUGUUUCUAAAACACCCUUUUUUUUUGUUUUUAAACAAAACCUGUGCUGUUCCUGAUUUAUUUUUUUGCAUUUGUUUAUGGAUGUGUGUCCAUGACAUGUAUUUAUUUACUUGUUACUCAUUUUUGUGUCAAACUGAGCCCGUGUUGAAGAGCUCUGUGGUGUCAUUGUGCACUGGUUAAUUGUGAAGUGUUAAAAAGUAAAUAAUUCUUCUUAUUUAGUUCCAGGGUCUAUACGGUAUGCAUUGGCUUAUAUUGGCAAAGUCAAUGUAGUUUUGAAUGGAAUCAUUUAAAAAUAUAUAUUUUUUUGUAUUAUGAAGAUCCACCUGAAGAUAGUCAAUUAAGGCCAAAGUCACACAAAAUUGCUUCCUCGACCACGUUUAUUCCCAUAACUGAAGGUGGUGAAUUUCCCUUUGCACAGAAAAUGUUGUAUCCUAUUGACAACACUUCUUGUGCGUUGAAUGUCAUAAGUGUUAAACAAAAUGUUAACGUGACAAUGAUAAUGAUGUAUGUUCCUGUGACCGACAACUCAACCAAUGGUCCAAUAAAAUGUGAGAUUUCAGGAUGUCCUCAAGACUACA
Molecule: messenger RNA, 5059 nt
Organism: Perca flavescens (yellow perch)
Lineage: Eukaryota; Metazoa; Chordata; Actinopteri; Perciformes; Percidae
Gene: uba6
Product: ubiquitin like modifier activating enzyme 6
Exons: 32
Coding region: 263-3340 (1025 amino acids)
Biological process (GO): protein sumoylation
Cellular component (GO): cytoplasm; SUMO activating enzyme complex
Molecular function (GO): SUMO activating enzyme activity
Source: RefSeq, a predicted model, not a curated record